UAUUUAGUCGACACAGGUAUACAGGUGAGAUAACAAAAACCUGAGGUCACGUGACGUGUUCUGACUGAAGGUAUAUACUGUGUAGACAGGUUUUCAUUCAAGGGUGUGUCCAUUUUGGAAGUUUGGCAGAUUAUUCAGAAUAAAAAAUGCGGAACACACACUGACAGAUGCUGUAUGGAUAUUCAGAGUGAACACGUUUUUGAAAUCAAUGAAGUGACACUGCACAGUCUGAAUCAGAAAUAACCAUGGUGAUCUUAACAAAGGGAGAUCAUAUUUGGCUAGAGCCAGCGGCAAAAGGGGAAUUUGCCGUGUCUAUCGGAGCUCGUGUGAAAUUCCAUGACAAAAAUCGCAUAAAUGUUGUGGAUGAUGAUGGCAAAGAGCACUGGAUCGACCUGGGUCGUCCUAUGCGACACAUGCACACCACAUCAGUGGAAGGAGUGGAAGACAUGAUCAUGCUCGGGGACUUAAAUGAGUCGGGAAUUCUGAGAAACCUUUUCAUCAGAUAUGUGGAUAAUCUAAUCUAUACGUAUACUGGAUCCAUUCUCGUAGCUGUUAACCCUUACCAAAUCCUACCUAUCUACACCUCGGAACAAAUUCAGCUGUAUCGGGACAAAAAGAUUGGUGAAUUGCCUCCUCACAUAUUUGCUAUAGCAGACAAUGCUUACUACAAUAUGCAGCGGUACACAAAAGACCAGUGUGUCAUCAUCAGUGGAGAAUCUGGAGCUGGGAAAACGGAGAGUACAAAACUUAUCCUUCAGUUCCUGGCAGCUGUUUCAGGGCAACAUUCCUGGAUAGAGCAGCAGAUCCUAGAGGCAAACCCCAUCAUGGAAGCUUUUGGAAAUGCAAAAACCAUCCGAAAUGAUAACUCCAGUAGAUUUGGAAAGUACAUAGACAUUCACUUCAAUCAGAAGGGAUCUAUAGAAGGAGCAAAGAUAGAGCAGUAUUUACUAGAAAAAUCUCGAAUUGUAACACAGGCUCAUGACGAACGGAAUUACCACAUCUUUUACUGCAUGUUGGUCGGGAUGACGACAGAAGAAAAGAAGAAAUUAGAUGUGACAGAUGCCACAAAUUACUGGUAUCUCACACAGGGUGGAUCCAUCACUUGUGAAGGCCGUGAUGAUGCGAAGGAAUUUGCGGACAUAAGAUCUGCCAUGAAGGUUCUCAUGUUUAAAGACACAGAAGUGUGGGAUAUACUCAAAAUUCUCGCCGCCCUUCUUCAUGUUGGAAACAUUAAAUACAAUGCCAUAGAAAUGGACAACAUAGAGGCCAGUGAGGUGCAGGACAUCCAGUAUAUUAACAAGACGGCCAGGCUUUUUGAGGUUAGGUCACAGGACCUGAUAGACGUGCUGACCACGAGGACAAUAGUGACUCGCGGAGAGAGUGUCACGGUAACCAUGGGCAGUCAUGGGGCUGCUGAUGUCCGCGAUGCUUUUGUCAAGGGAAUUUAUGGUCGCAUGUUUGUUUGGAUUGUCAAUAAAAUCAAUGGUGCUAUCUACAAGCAAGCACAGACAAACCGCUUCCGAACCUCUAUUGGAGUCUUGGACAUUUUUGGCUUUGAGAGUUUUGAUGUGAAUAGCUUUGAGCAGCUGUGUAUCAAUUACGCCAAUGAAAACCUACAGCAGUUUUUUGUCAGACACAUAUUCAAGUUAGAACAGGAGGAGUAUGAUAAUGAAGGGAUCAAUUGGAAACACAUUGAGUUUGUGGACAACCAAGAUGCACUCGAUUUGAUCGGGGCCAAACCAAUGAAUCUUAUUUCCUUAGUAGAUGAAGAAAGCAAAUUUCCUCGGGGAACAGACCGCAGCAUGUUGGAAAAAUUUAACAACAACCACAGAAAUAACAAAAAUUACCUUCAGCCAAAAUCCAACAUUAAUCUUCAGUUUGGUCUAAAUCACUUUGCUGGUGUGGUCUUCUACGACUGUAAAGGUUUUCUCGAGAAGAACAGAGACACCUUUAGUCCAGAUUUACUUGGGCUUAUUCAGACAUCCUCCAACAAAUUCCUGGUCAACCUCUUCACCAGCGACAUUAACAUGGGAUCAGAUACAAAGAAAAGAGCACCCACUCUUGGAUCUCAGUUUAAGAAAUCCCUGGAACUGCUUAUGAAGACUCUUGGAGCUUGCCAGCCAUUUUUUGUCAGAUGUGUCAAACCUAAUGAAUACAAAAAACCAUUGGAAUUUGAUAGACAACUGUGUUGCAAACAGCUACGAUACUCCGGGAUGAUGGAGACAAUUCGAAUCCGACGAGCAGGAUAUCCAAUCCGACAUAAAUUCCGGGACUUUGUAGAUCGCUAUAGAAUCUUGGCUCCUGGGAUGGGGCCUUCUCACAAAGAAGAAUGUAGAGCAGCCUCAAACAAAAUCUGCUCCAUCGUUUUAGCUGGUGAGGAUUACCAGAUAGGAAAAACGAAAGUCUUCCUCAAGGAUGCCCAGGAUGUUUACAUGGAGCAGUGUCGUGAAAAAGAGUUGACCAAAAAAAUACUGAUACUUCAAAAGACCAUAAGGGCAUGGCAUUGUAGAAGGCGUUUCCUUAAAAUGAAGGACAGCUGCAUCACCAUGCAGACGACAUGGAGGGCGUACAUAGCCAGAAAGAGGUUCUUAAUGAUCAAACAAGGCUAUCUGAGACUACAAGCAAUGAUAAGGUCUCGUAUUUUGACUGCUCGGUUUAACGCAGUCAGGAGUGUGAUGAUCAAUCUGCAGAGAUACUGUCGAGGCUACUUAGUGAGACAGUGGGCAUCCAAGAGAAUGACAUCGAUUGUCAAACUGCAGGCAUGCAUCCGAACUCUGAUAGCCAAGAAGAAGUAUCUGAGGCAAAAGAUUGAGUAUCAGAAACUCAAGGAAGCAGAAAGACUGAGAUUAGAGGAAGAGCAAAGACUCAAGAAAAAAAUGAACGACAAGAAGGCCAAGCAAGAGGCAGAGCGGCUGUAUAAGGAAAGAUUGGCAAAGAUGGAACAGGAGGUAAAUGAAGAAGAACAGAAGCAGAAAUCUGAAAUCAUGCAUAAAAAGGAACAGAUUGAUCUGGCAGAGAGGAAGAAGAAUGAGACAGUCAGUGACUCUAAGCUGGUGGAAGAAAUAUUUGAUAUCUUUGAUGAAGAUGGGAAUGAACAGCAAGGUGAUGCACCAUAUCCAUUCAUGGACCUUGAGGAGAAACGAAGACGCAUGAUAUCGGAGAAUGGGUUAGAUUUGGAUGAAAUGGCAAUACCACUUCCAGAUGAUGAAGAAGAUCUGUCAGAGUAUAAAUUUUCAAAGUUUGCUGCCAUGUACUUCAAGAACAAUGCCUCACAUAGUUAUAUCCGACGUGUUCUGAGGGAGCCACUGCUGCCCCUGACUAGUGAUGGAGAUAAACUCGCAGCGCUGGCUGUUUGGAUCACAAUAUUAAGGUUUAUGGGAGAUUUACCGGAGCCUAAAUACCACACAGCCAUGGCUGAAUCCAGGGACACAACACCAGUUAUGACAAAAAUCUAUUCAACAUUGGGGCGGAAAUUUAACAAAAAGGAUUUGGAAGAAGCCCAAAGAAUGGGAUUGGAUAUUGAAAAAGAACCAAUUCCUGGAAUUCGAGGACCAGGGAAGAGAAGUGUUAGAAAGAAGCUUGUGUCUCUGACAUUGAAGAAGAAGUCGAAGCUUACUGAGGAGGUCACACGUAAGCUGCAGCAGGAACUGGACAGUAGCUUCUCUGCUGGGGGCAGUAAUGCUCUGCUGGAGGACAGACCCUCAUCUAACUUGGAAAAGCUACAUUUUAUCAUCGGACACGGCAUUCUCAGGCCUGAUCUACGAGAUGAAAUAUACUGCCAGAUCUGCAAACAGCUGACACAGAACCCCACGAAGAGCAGCCAUGCGCGAGGAUGGAUUCUUCUGUCUCUCUGUGUAGGCUGUUUCGCCCCAACAGACAAGUUUAUAAAAUACCUAAGAAACUUUAUCCACGAGGGACCACCAGGUUAUGCCCCUUACUGUGAGGAAAGACUGAGGCGGACCUUUGCAAAUGGAACAAGAAAUCAGCCCCCAAGUUGGCUGGAGUUGCAGGCUACAAAAUCCAAAAAACCACUUAUGCUUCCAAUAACUUUUAUGGAUGGAAACACAAAGACACUUUUAGCUGAUUCAGCCACAACAGCAAGAGAACUUUGUCAACAGUUAUCUGAAAAAAUUGGUCUCCGAGAUCAGUUUGGAUUUUCUCUGUACAUUGCUUUAUUUGACAAGGUGUCCUCACUAGGCAGUGGAGGGGACCAUGUUAUGGAUGCUAUCUCUCAGUGUGAACAAUACGCCAAAGAACAGGGUGCACAGGAGCGUAACGCUCCAUGGAGGCUCUUCUUCAGGAAAGAAAUCUUUGCGCCAUGGCAUGACCCUGGGGAAGAUUUGGCGGCCACAAACCUGAUUUACCAGCAAGUGGUGAGGGGCAUCAAGUUUGGUGAAUAUAGAUGUGAUAAGGAGGAUGACCUGGGUAUGAUUGCUGCCCAGCAGUACUAUAUAGAACAUGGAGGCAAUCCCAUCCCGGAGCGGCUGGAAACUCUACUGCCCUCUUACAUCCCUGACCAUGCUUUAAAUCGACAAAAUGCUGUCACCUUUUGGUUGUCAACAAUAUUAAACAAAAUGAAGAUUUCUUACUUUGCCAAUGAAAAAAUCAGAGCACAGAAAGUGAAGGAGGAUAUUGUCAGUUAUGCAAAAUACAAAUGGCCAUUACUGUUUUCUCGCUUUUAUGAAGCUUACAAAUUUGCGGGACCUAGUUUGCCAAAGAACGAUGUGAUUAUUGCUGUGAACUGGACAGGUGUUUAUGUAGUGGAUGAUCAAGAACAGGUUCUCCUGGAGUUGUCUUUCCCUGAAAUCACAGCUGUGUCCAGUAGCAGAACUGGCAAAAUGCACGGCCAAAGCUUUACUCUUGCCACAGUGAAGGGAGAUGAGUACACAUUUACCUCCCCUAAUGCUGAAGAUAUCAGGGACUUGGUGGUCACAUUCCUGGAGGGGCUGAAGAAACGUUCAAAAUUUGUGAUAGCUCUGCAGGACUAUUCCUCUCCAGGAGAAGGUUCGUCUUUCCUGUCCUUCAAUAAGGGAGAUCUGAUUAUCCUGGACCAACAGAAUGGAGAGACUGUUAUGAACUCUGGCUGGUGUAUCGGAGAGUGUGUACGCACCAAUAAGAAAGGGGACUUCCCGGCAGAAUGUGUAUAUGUUCUGCCCACCAUCACCAAACCUCCGCAGGAGAUAUUGAAUUUGUUUGUCCAGUCCACUGACCAGACUUUGACAUCCACACACCAUGAGACAGUAGUGGACAUUACUCCAGGAGAGAAAGCUUACACCCUAGAAGAAUAUUCCAUGGAUCAUUUUAGACCUCCUCCAAAACGAACCCUGAGCAAGACUUUGUCAACAGCAAGGAGACGAAAACCUGAUGAGUUGUGGCGAUAUUCAAAAGAACCCCUGAGACAGCCAUUGCUGAAAAAACUGAUGGGUCGCGAGGAACUAAGUCAAGAGGCAUGCCUGGCUUUCAUGGCCAUACUGAAAUAUAUGGGAGAUCACCCCUCUCGGAGAGGAAGGACUGCAAAUGAACUGACAGACCAAAUAUUUGAGCCACCUCUAAGAACUGAGAUUCUGCGAGAUGAGAUAUAUUGCCAGAUCAUCAAGCAGCUCACUGACAACAGGAAUGAAACAAGUGAGAGGCGUGGCUGGGAACUGAUGUGGCUAGCUACAGGGUGUUUUACGCCCAGCACAAAUCUGCUGAAAGAAGUCAUGCAGUUUUUAAGAUCCAAAAGGAACCAGAUAUCCACUGACUGCGUAAACAGGCUGCAGAAAACUGUCAGAAAUGGAACCAGAAAAUACCCUCCUCAUCAGGUGGAGGUGGAAGCCAUACAGCACAAGACGACACAAAUUCUCCAUAAGGUCUACUUUCCUGAUGACACAGAUGAGGCAUUUGAAGUUGAGUCUAGCACAAGAGCCAAGGACUUUUGCCUUAACAUUGCCAAUAAACUAUUGCUGAAAUCUUCUGAGGGCUUUAGUCUCUUUGUAAAGAUUGCAGACAAAGUGAUAAGUGUGCCGGAGGGAGAUUUUUUCUUUGACUUUGUCAGGCAUUUGACUGACUGGAUCAGGAAAGCCAGACCAACACGUGAUGGAAGUGUGCCAUCCUUCACUUACCAAGUGUUUUAUAUGAAGAAACUAUGGACAAACACAGUCCCAGGGAAGGACUCGCACGCUGAUCAAAUAUUUCAUUAUCACCAGGAACUUCCCAAACUUCUGCGUGGCUAUCAUAAAUGUAACAGAGAGGAGGCAGCCCAGCUCGGGGCACUCAUUUAUCGCGUCAAAUGUGGUGAGAACAAGUCCAGCUUGGGAAACAUUCCACGAAUGCUGCGUGAGCUUGUUCCAAGUGACCUAGUAAAGACUUAUUCACCUGAUGAUUGGAAGAGACACAUCAUUGGGUAUUACAACAAAAAUGCUGGAAUGUCACAAGAGGAGGCUAAAGUGGACUUUUUGAAGAUUAUUUAUAAUUGGCCAACCUUUGGGUCUGCUUUCUUCGAGGUCAAGCAGACAACUGAGCCUAAUUAUCCUGAAAUCCUGCUGAUAGCAAUCAACAAACAUGGCGUCAAUCUGAUCCACCCAAGUACAAAGGACAUACUUGCUACACACCCAUUCACCAAAAUCUCCAACUGGAGUAGUGGGAAUACCUACUUUCACAUGACCAUUGGCAAUCUUGUUCGUGGAAGUAAGCUGCUGUGCGAGACCUCGCUGGGCUACAAGAUGGAUGAUCUUCUGACUUCAUACAUAAGUUUGAUGCUGACCAGCAUGAACAAACAAAAGAGUGUCAAAAAGUGAGAUUCCAAUUCCAAAGACAGAUAUGCAAUACGGACAGCAGAGUGAUUUCUUAUGUCCCAGUGUAACCUGUGAUACAUUGUUUUAUUCAUGAUAAAAAGAUAUAUACCUUUUCAGAGUUUUUAAUGUUCAAAAUCCAUGAUUUUUCUUUCUGUUGUAAUUAUGUUUCAAAUCAACGUUCAGUUCUCUUAUGCAGUCUUUUGUUCGUGAAUCUUUUUUUUUGUAAGACACAUUCCUGAAUGUGCUGUUAUCCUGUAUGUGUGUAGUAUUUGCCCAUAACAUAUAUUGCUAUUUAUGUAUAUUUUAUCAGUUUUUAAAACAUCAAGCUUUAUUUGAUGGUAAACCAUUGUGCAGUUGAUUAAGGAAUCGCUGUCUAGUGUGUUGGGUGUUUGAGGUCAUUAACUACAAUGAAAAAUGUGAUAAUUAAGCAUACAUGUAACUGAAGCUGAUAUGCACAAAUAAUUACUUUUUUUUUCAAAAUAUAAAAUUGACAUAUCAAAAAUACUACCUAUAGAAAUGGAAAUACCCAUGGCAUUCUCGUGCUAAUUUCCAUAGUCCCCACCCACUGAUGUCAUGACAAGUUGCCGAUUUGCAUGCAAGUAAGACAUGCAGAUGUAGUAUAUGGGAAAACUAACACAUUGGAACUUCAAAGAGAAGACAGUUCGAAAUGUAAAUACAUGUAUUUCAAUACCAUUUCAUUAUCAUUGCUAACGUCAUGCCUAACUUUAAAUAUAUUUAAGUAUAUGUAUAUAUAUAUAGCUGAUGUGGAUUUGUGAAAUAUUUAUUAUGAUCAAUAUGCAAUAGCAAUUUGUACACAGGGUGUAACAGUAUAUAUGCAAGCUUCCAUUACUAGUAAGACAUUUUACACAAUGUCUCGUGGAGUCGGUCUGUUGAUCACCAUUCAAGGUCCUCUUUCUUACUGCUUCUUUUGCAGGUCUUUUUCCGUACAGUUUGGGUACAGUUUGUAUUUAUGUUUAGAUAGAUGACAACGUGGCUCACACUAGAAAAGUCCCCUAAUGGGCUCAUGGCUGUAUGUUACCAUGGAAAUAUUUUGUGUAAUUGGAACUUGAAUUGUUUUGCAUUAUACUGAAGAAAUAGCUUCAUGUCAUGUUUUCAGUGAAAUAAAGUCUAUUGUUCUAAUUAUAUGUAAAACAGAAUAAACUAAUACUUUUGUUAUGAA
This is a messenger RNA of Ostrea edulis (European flat oyster), 7956 nucleotides long. Its product is annotated as myosin-VIIa-like. Gene Ontology annotation, molecular function: protein binding; ATP binding; cytoskeletal motor activity. The coding region runs from base 246 to 6779 and encodes 2177 amino acids. The record is from RefSeq and is a predicted model, not a curated record. Gene Ontology annotation, cellular component: cytoskeleton; myosin complex. Lineage: Eukaryota; Metazoa; Mollusca; Bivalvia; Ostreida; Ostreidae. The transcript has 45 exons.